Molecule: messenger RNA, 577 nt
Organism: Lecanosticta acicola
Lineage: Eukaryota; Fungi; Ascomycota; Dothideomycetes; Mycosphaerellales; Mycosphaerellaceae
Source: the annotation of a GenBank genome assembly
AUGCUCAACAGCUUGAAUCCAUUUGUCCCAACGGAAAUGGGCGAACAUCACACUCAGUCUGUCAAACUGCCAAGAGUGGCAAUCACAUGUACGACUGUGUCUUCUCCUCUAUCUCAUGUUUGCAACUAACAUCUAUCUAGACUGCACACAAUGCAAAUGGAUGCUGCGAGCAGCCUACUUCGGCCAGGAACUCCUGUCCACAUUCGGCACUUCCAUCGGGGAAAUAGCCCUAAUCCCAGCAACAGGGGGCCUCUUCACUGUCCAUCUCACCUACAAUUCGACAGCAACAUCAACCAGUUCCUUGGAUGAAGUGCAAGCGCAGGAAGUCUUGAUCUGGGAUCGGAAAGCUGAGGGAGGUUUUCCUGAAACGAAGAUUCUCAAGCAGCGGAUCCGCAACUUCAUUGAGCCGGAUAAGAAUCUGGGGCAUUCGGAUACGCCUUCCUCCAAAGCAACGAAGGCGGCAACUACGUUACAGGGCGAUGUCGUAGUUGGAGGACAGUCGAACUCGGGAGAGCCCGCUUUAGGUGCUUCGACGGCGCAACAGAAAGGAGAUGAGAAGUGUGAGGAUUGUGCUUGA